AUGUAAUGUUGUGUUCUGUGAGUAGAUCUACAGUACAGUACAACUUCGUGCGGAAUGUAAUUUAACAGAACAGAAACAAUUAAAUUAAGCUAAAUCAUUGAGUAAUGUUUGCACAAUCGCGAUACACACGCUUGAAUGCGUGCACAAGCCUUCAUAAUCGUAAUUCGAUCAAGCAUAUCAAGCUGCUUGUGCAGUGAUAAUGCUUGCGCAAACUUAUCGUAUACAGUUUUAAGAAUACUUGCGCAAGCAUUAUUGUCAACCCUGCAGUUGCGCGUGUGACCGACAGUACACGAUAUAUUGAUUUUCUCUGCUGGCAACAUCACCGUUCUAGCAGCUUUCGCAUUUUAGCUUCCCUGUAAACAUGUUUUACUGCACAUGAACCAUGUAAACACGAAGAGUGCGAUUAUUUUCGUGUGUCACUUAGACGUCUGAUCAGUGAGCAGGGCAGAGAUUGGCGGGUGUUUAAUUUUCGAUUUUGAAGUAUUGGAGAUUUUAAAGCGUGAUAGAGAACGUAACAACAGUGUCAUGACUGAAGGCUUCAGCUUCCUUUUACCUCACUUAACGCGUACAUACACAUAUUAUUUUUUUCUUUGCGCACAUCUCUGAAAAAAUACGUUUCGAACUGUAUGAAGAUCAUUGGCCUCCUUGUGCAAUUAAUAUUAAAAAUCGUUACUUCAGUCUUCGCGUUCACAUAUUAAUAUUAUAAUUAACUUAUCAUUAAAAGAAAGCAAUUGUGUACCGGUACGAGUUUGUUGUGGGUCGUCAUCGUUUUAAAGAAUUUGUGUACAAGUUUUAAUUUACCAAUGUAUCUGCCAUGGUACUUGCAAGCAUGUCUGAUAGACAGCCACGUGACAAGUUCUCCCCCGAAACGUCCCAACUCACAGCCAUCUGACGGAAGACUCGUCAGCAAAAAGGCUUCGGGCUCUGAGCGUAGUGGUAAAAGCCACAUGGCUGGUGAAGAUGUCACAGAGAUGCGUGUGGGCAUUGAUGAUUUGCCUGAUGAGGUAUUGUUAAUGAUUUUCUCUCACUUGUCCUUCAGUGAGCUAAUAGAUGUGGUACGGAACGUGUGCCAUCGUUGGAGAAGACUGUAUAAGGUUCGGAAGUUGUGGCAUAACAAGGAAUACCAUAUUGGGGUAUCGAAGCACUGCGACUCGGACUCCUGCAGAUGUGGCACGACUGAGCGUGAGGUGAUACGGACUUUCAUGAAUGCCCCGUACUUGCGUAAGGUACACCUGUGGCAAGGCGUCACCUCACACGUCAUCUAUAUGCUCUCCGCAAGAUGUCACAAACUGUUGGAGCUGCGCCUGCCUCAUACUCAGAAGCUUACCCACUUGAUGCUGGAUAACUUGUUCGAGAAGUGUUCCCAAAUACUCAAACUGAGGAUAUCUUAUACGCUGCUGAGCUCCGAGAAAUGUGUAAAGGCAGUAACGCAUCUAAAGUACCUCCGUGUGCUGGAUCUGCUAGCACGCUCCAGGGAAGGAAAUUGCGGAACUCUCGUGCUGCCACCUGGUGUGCUGCGACCUUUACAUGAUGCGUGUCCCCGACUGGCAAGGGUCGACUUUGGGUGUCUGCAUGUCAAUAUUUCCGACUUGUGGAACUUCCUGAAUGCCAAGAGGAGCACCCUCGAGUACAUACGCAUAAAAUGGGCAAUGGAUAGAACGAGUUGUGUCACACCGUUGCUGACAGUCUGUGCCGACAAACUGGCACGUCUGGAACUUUACGACUACAACUUAGCCCGGCGCGUAGCGAGUGAGGCGUUCACUGCUCUGGGAAGCCUGAAGAAUCUGUGGGAACUUAAGAUGUCACUCAAUCGCAAGCCGCCACGUGGUACAGCUGCUCUGGCUUUUACGACUGGAGGACUGCCGAAAUUGAGGCAUCUGUACAUUUGGUACGCAUCCGGCCUGGAAGACGACGCAGUGGUCGCCAUCAUCCGCGGUUGCCCCGCUUUGCAGGUACUCGCCAUCAGAGAUGCGCAUUUGGUGUCAGACGCUGCCUUCUGCGAGAUCUCCCAUCUGGAACAUCUUGAAACGCUGGACUUGUCUUUUUGCAGAGGUCUCACUGGAGCCUUUUUCCCUCACCUCACUGCCCUACCACGACUUCACACACUGCGAAUGGAAAAGAUGGAUUUUACAAAGCUGCAACCAGGUCUGAACGGUAUCCUCGAAUUGUCUGGUGUGCGCUGCCUGAGAUUUGAUUAUUCCCGUGUUACUGGAGUGCCAUUUGACCAGUUUCCAGGAAAGCUGAUCAGUCUCAGGGAGUUGAAAAUCCCAGGAUGUGUCGGUGACCCUAAAGCCACAGAUGGCCUCGCUGAGCGUAUGCCUGGUCUUCAAAUCUGUGGCAGCAUUGAAGCUGAGCAACCAGCUUUAGAGGAUGAGUAUUGUGAGAGUGACACGGAACUGUAAGGGGAAGACAACAGAAGGACUAGCAAUGCAGAUCGAUCGUGGUUCGACAGUUUGGAUAGCGACUAAAACAGUAAUGGUGAUCGUAGCUGUAAGAGUGAUGAGGGUAUUUAAGAUGAAAGCAGUACAUCUAUUAUUCUAGAGAAUGUAUAAAAGUGGUAUGGUAUUUAUAAGGACCUCUAACUCUAAAUACUGAUUGCAUCUCCACUGUUGUUACAGCAUUGUGUAUUGUAAUGGUCAGUAAAUUGCUGUCAGAUCAAAAAUAGUCACAAAUUUUUGUGACAUUGUAGCUAAAGUGGAUGUGCUGUAGUAUCAUGUUAAAAUAGAAAUUACCUCGCUUCAAAACAGUUUUUGCCAAAUACAAGGGUUGUCUGUAAAGUAAGGUUCCCGUGGCACUACAGUCCUGAAAAGUGCUGUUACAGUGGGUCCCGUGAUUCUGUUGUGUACCUGGGUUCACCCACUCCAAAUCCCCUCUGUGGCGAGCUGUCUCCGCUUGGCAGCCGUACGUGAUGGAUCUCCCCCUCGCUCCAUCUGCCAGGUUUGAGCUGACCCAUUUCCUUUCUGCAAAAAACAUUCGGCACUGGUACAAAUCCAUUCCCAGCUAUGCAAAAUCUAUGGAGACAAGUGUAUGGGCAUACAACUUGUGCGCAACUGACGUCCAUGAUGAGGAGCGUUCCGGAUGUCCAUCUGUUUCUGACGAAACAGUCCCAAAAGUGGAGGCAGCGGUGCUCUCAGAUCCAAGAGUGACAGCUUGUGAUCUCUCCGAAAUGAUCCUGAUGUCAGCAAAACCUCUAUUGACAAGAUUUUGAUGGUGCAUAUAGGGUAUGCUAAGGUUUGUGCGAGGUGGGUGCCAAGAAUGUUGACUGAAGACCACAAAUGUCAAUGCGUUGAAGCGGUCCAAGAACUACUUCAAGAUCACGGAACUCACGGCGAGGAAUACCUUGACUCCAUCGUCACUGGAGACGAGACUUAGGUGCACUACCACACAUCCGAAACCAAAGAACAGUCCAAACAAUGGAAGCACCCAGAGUUGUUGAGAUCGCGAAAAUUCAUACAAACGCAAAGUGAUGGCAGCAAUGUUUUGGGACAGGAAGGGGGUACUGUUACGCAAGUUCUUGCCCACCAACACAUCAAUCAACACUGCUGGGUACUGUGAGACACUGCAAAAAUUGCGCCUUGCAAUUCAAAACAAGAGGAGGGGUAUGUUGUCCAAGGGGGUGCGUUUGCAUCAGGAUAGUGCUCGGCCACACACUGCUAAAGCCACCAUCUCUUCCCUGACAUGAAGAAACACCUGGGUGGAACGCAUUUCAGCGACAGAGAAGAGCUGGAAGAAGUGGUUCUCAGGUAACUGCGUGGCUUGGUGGCAGAUUUUUUUGACUUGGGCAUUCAAAAGCUUGUACACCGCAUGCAGAAAUGUAUUGACCUCAGUGGCGACUAUGUAGGAAAAUAGGUUAAAGUCUGAACUUUCCAAAAAUGUAGCAUUCAUGAAAUAAACAUGUUUUACACUAUGAAAAAAAAAUUGGGAACCUUAUUUUACAGACACCCUUCAUAAUUUUGGUAAUGUCUAGAAUGAAGUUAAAUCACUUACAAUAAAGCGGUUUGAAUUCCUAUUGCAAUGAUAAUGGAAGUGCUAAAAUGACAACACUAAUGGAGUAGAAAUUAUUAAAUACCAUUUACAUAAUUAGCAUGUAUAUGAUGGUUUUUUUAAUUAAUUUAAAAUUGUUAUUAAAAUUUAUUUGUCCAAAA
Schistocerca gregaria is the source of this 4145-nucleotide messenger RNA. RefSeq lists its product as uncharacterized. The record is from RefSeq and is a predicted model, not a curated record. The coding region runs from base 804 to 2402 and encodes 532 amino acids. The transcript has 8 exons. Gene Ontology annotation, molecular function: protein binding. NCBI's taxonomy places the organism in Eukaryota, Metazoa, Arthropoda, Insecta, Orthoptera, Acrididae.